AUGGCAACAGCCGGAGACGCGUUACUGCUACUGCGGCUCCCCGCGCUGUUCGAAACCAGCAAGCAGCUUCUGGACGAAGUGGAAGCAGCGACUGAACCCACCGGUUCCCAGAUAAUUCAAGAUAAGGUAUUCAGGGGACUAGACCUCCUUAAGAAGGCUGCUGAAAUGUUAUCGCAGCUCGACUUGUUCAGCCGAAAUGAAGACUUGGAAGAGAUUGCUUCCACAGACCUGAAGUACCUGAUGGUCUCAGCUUUUCAAGGAGCGCUCGCCAUGAAACAAGUCAACCCCAGCAAGCGUCUAGAUCAUUUGCAGUGGGCUCGAGAACACUUUUUAAACUACUUAACUCAGUGCCAGUAUUAUCAUGUGGCAGAGUUUGAGCUGCCCCAAACCAACUCAGCUGAUAAUAAUACUGCUAGUUCCUCCAUGGCGUGUCCUAGCCUCGUUGCUGUGGCAUCUGAAAGACAGGCUAAAAUAGAGAGAUACAAGCAGAAGAAGGAGGUGGAGCAUAGGUUGUUUGCACUGAAAUCUGCUGUGGAAAGUGGUCAAGCAGAUGAUGAGUGUGUUCGUGAAUAUUACCUUCUUCACCUUCGAAGGUGGAUCGGUAUUAGCUUAGAAGAGAUUGAGAGCAUUGACCAGGAGAUGAAGAUCCUGAGAGAAGACGACUCCUCAAAAGAUGCAUCAACUUCUUACUCAUCUCCUCAGGACAGGCCUCCAAUGAAACCCUUCGUUCUCACUCGGAAUGUGACCCAAGCCAAAGUAUUUGGAGCUGGUUAUCCAAGUCUGGCAUCUAUGACAGUGAAUGACUGGUAUGAUCAGCAUCAGAAAUAUGGAGCAUUACCAGAUCAGGGCAUAGCCAAGAUAACACCAGAGCUCAAAAGAGCAGCUCAGCAACAGGAAGAUCAGAAACAAAAGGAGGGAGAGGAGGAGGAGGAGGGGGAAGAAACACUCCACAGAGUUCGGGAGUGGGAUGACUGGAAGGACACCCAUCCCAGAGGCUAUGGCAACCGACAGAACAUGGGUUAGUCUUACCACAACAAGAUGGGACUUCAGGGAGUCACAUCUUCCCAGACAAGGAAAGCCAUGCAGU
Molecule: messenger RNA, 1087 nt
Organism: Lynx canadensis (Canada lynx)
Lineage: Eukaryota; Metazoa; Chordata; Mammalia; Carnivora; Felidae
Product: immunoglobulin-binding protein 1-like
Exons: 1
Coding region: 1-1023 (340 amino acids)
Biological process (GO): regulation of dephosphorylation; regulation of signal transduction
Cellular component (GO): cytosol
Molecular function (GO): protein phosphatase 2A binding
Source: RefSeq, a predicted model, not a curated record